Messenger RNA from Colletotrichum karsti, 1659 nucleotides. RefSeq lists its product as uncharacterized. NCBI's taxonomy places the organism in Eukaryota, Fungi, Ascomycota, Sordariomycetes, Glomerellales, Glomerellaceae. Gene Ontology annotation, molecular function: hydrolase activity, hydrolyzing O-glycosyl compounds. The record is from RefSeq and is a predicted model, not a curated record. The transcript is spliced from 2 exons. Bases 1 to 1659 code for a protein of 552 amino acids. Gene Ontology annotation, biological process: carbohydrate metabolic process.
AUGGGUAUCUCGACCUUGGUCCUCGGCCUCGUCGCCGUCCCGCUGGUGGCAUGUCAGUCGUUCCAGUCAACGCCGGUGAUGGGAUGGAACUCCUACAACCAGGUCGCUUGCAGCCCAACCCAUGACGGGAUCACGGCGGCCAUCAACGCUAUGGCCAGUCGCGGCUUCGUAGACGCGGGCUACAACUAUUUCCAAGUCGACUGCGGAUGGGCUUCUAGAGACGGACAACGAAACGCCACAUCCGGCGCGCUCAAGAUCAACACCAACGCGUUCCCUCAGGGUCUCAAGCCUUUGAGUGAUCUCGCGAGGUCGAAGGGCAUGAAAUGGACGAUGUACUCCGACGCCGGGGUUCGCACGUGCGAUACCACGGUUCCGAGUCCCGUGCUUGGGUCGCUUGGCCACGAAGCCGUCGAUGCGGACUUCUUCAAGACCCUUAACACGGAGUAUGUGAAAUAUGACAACUGCUACGUUACUGGUCCCACGUCGGCCGAGAAUGCCCCUAAGGACCCGAGAACCGACUUCGUAACUCGCUUCACGACCAUGUGGAAGGAGCUUCAACGUGUCGGCAUCCCGGGAAUGCUGAUUUGCCAGUGGGGAACUCCGUACUCGUCCUCGAGUGGUCUACAGGGACCUGCGCAAUGGACCAAGGGUAUCUCGACAUCCUUCCGCCUGUCAGACGACAUUGCCACCGGCUGGGGGAAUGUCUACCGCAUCUACAACCAGGCCGUCCACAUCGCAAAGUCUGGGCUAAUUGGCCCCGGCCACAUUGCAGAUGCUGAUCUCCUCGAGGUCGGCAACAAAGGCAUGACCUUCGAUGAGCAAGCCACUCACUUCGCAUCCUGGGCAAUGCUCAAGUCUGCCCUCAUGAUCUCAACUGAUCUUGCGGCAUUGUCAACCCAGACCGUAGCCGUUCUUCAGAACAAGGAUCUGAUUGCCAUCAACCAGGAUUCCGCGGUCAAGCCGAUCCAGCUUGUCCAGCGCUGGACCGGAGACCGUGACCUCUGGGCUGGGGACCUCGCCAACGGGGACGUUGCGGUUCUCGUUGUGGACCUGAGCAAUGCUGCUCGCACUCUUUCCGUGCAGCUUUCACAACUCGGCAUCGCGUCUGCCACGGUCAAGGAUCUCUGGACAUCGGCUACUGUCCAGAAUGCCGCCAGCUAUUCCAAACAGGUCAAUGCCCAUGGAUCUGUAGCGUUGAGGCUUUCCAACAUUCGACGUACAACGGGUUCGGGAGCAAAGUACAACUACGUGUCCGUCGCAUCCGGUUCUCUGUCAUCUGGCGCGAACCUCCAGUCUUGCUCCGGCUGCACAUCCUCCAAUAAGGUCGGCAACUUAGGUGGCUCGUCCGGUGGUCGCGUCGUGCUGUCGAACAUCUCGACUUCCCAGGCGACGCAGACCGUCUUGUUCGACUACAUCAACGGCGAUGUAGGGUAUCUCGGCGGCAGCAACAAUGAACGUCUCGCGUCGAUCUCCGUCAACGGUGGCGCUGCGAAGACAGUCAGCUUCCCUCUUAGCGGCUACAACUGGGAGGCCGACGUCUUCAAAGGUUACGCUGUGGAGUUGACGGGUUUCAAGACCAACGGCGCGAACACGAUCAGCAUUUCAGGCGUGGGAAGUGCCUGGGCCCCUGACUUUGACAGGAUUGGAGUGGUGGCAUAG